Phyllopteryx taeniolatus (common seadragon) is the source of this 6156-nucleotide messenger RNA. It is a transcript of the gene arhgap44b, whose product is annotated as Rho GTPase activating protein 44b. Bases 522 to 3479 code for a protein of 985 amino acids. The record is from RefSeq and is a predicted model, not a curated record. Gene Ontology annotation, biological process: positive regulation of GTPase activity; modification of dendritic spine; regulation of actin cytoskeleton organization. Lineage: Eukaryota; Metazoa; Chordata; Actinopteri; Syngnathiformes; Syngnathidae. Gene Ontology annotation, cellular component: cytoplasm; postsynaptic density; dendritic spine. Gene Ontology annotation, molecular function: protein binding; GTPase activator activity. The transcript has 24 exons.
CGGCUUUUGUUCGACAUUUUGAAUGAUAAUGCAACUAGGCUCAAAUGAACGUUCGCGUGUUUGAUAGACUACACUUCCCAUGAUGCACCGGGGAGGUAGCGUCGAGACACAGAGAGCGAGCGAGUGCGAAAGAGAAAGAGCGAGAGAGCGAGUGAGAGAGCUGUCAGUGGCCGACCACGGACGCGCAAAUUCGGUCGACGAGCACCACCGCGACCUCCUCGGGAGAAGCGAGCGAGCGAGGCGGCCUACGGACGGACAAACGCCGCCCUCGUCGUCGUCGUCGUCGUCGUCGCCGCCGCCGUCAUGAAGGCAGUAGCGGCCGCUCGGCGUGGAUGUUACGGUGGCGGACAUCAUCCAUGAGACCCGCGGAGCUCGCUCGUGUGGCGCAGAAGAAGACGACAAGAUGAAGAAGCAGUUCAACCGAAUGAGACAGCUCGCCAACCAAACAGUCGGCAGUCCCCUCCUCACUCGCUGCCUCGGCGGGCCUGAAAGCAGGCUCCAUCCCGUCUGCUAGCAAGGGGAUGUGGAAGAGAAAGCUCCGGAUCAGCAAGGCUCGAGCUGCGGUUCUGGCUGAGAAGACUGAAGUGUUAAGCGAAGACCUGCUGCAGGCGGAGAAGCGUCUGGAGCUGGUCAAGCAGGUGUCGCACAGCACCCACAAAAAGCUGACGGCGUGUCUGCAGGGUCAGCAGGGCGUGGAGGUGGACAAGAAGUCGGUCAGGUCUCCGUUGAAGAAGCUUCCUCUCGCGACACUUGCACAAUGUAUGGUGGAGGGGGCGGCGGUGCUCGGGGACGAGUCUAUGCUGGGGAAGAUGCUGAAGCUGUGCGGCGAGACGCAGGACAAACUGUCCCAGGAGCUCAUCCUGUUCGAAGUCAUCAUCGAGAGAGAUGUCAUGGACCCGCUGUACGACCUCUCCGAGGUGGAAAUCCCAAACAUCCAGAAACAAAGGAAACAUUUAGCCAAACUGGUCCUGGACAUGGACUCUGCACGCACACGGUACUAUCAGUCCAGCAAAUCGUCAGGCCUGCCCAGCAACCUGCAGCCCAGCGGCGCCAAGGCCGACCACCUCAGGGAGGAGAUGGAGGAGGCCGCCAAUCGCAUGGAGAUCUGUCGGGACCAGCUGUCUGCGGACAUGUACAGCUCCAUGGCCAAAGAACUCGACUAUGCAAGCUACUUUCAGACACUGAUUGAAGUCCAGGCUGAGUACCAUAGGAAGUCACUGGAGCUGCUGGAGAACAUCCUGCCUCAGAUUAAAGCUCAUCAGGAGUCGUGGGCGGAGAAGCCUUGCUAUGGGAAGCCGCUGGAAGAGCACUUAGAGCUCAGCGGGAGAGAUAUUGCCUUCCCCAUCGAGGCCUGUGUCACCAUGUUGCUGGAGUGCGGCAUGCAAGAGGAGGGUUUGUUCCGAGUGGCUCCGUCCGCCUCCAAGCUGAAGAAGCUGAAGGCGUCUUUGGACUGCGGUGUGCUGGACGUCCAGGAAUACUCGGCCGAUCCGCACGCUAUCGCAGGAGCCUUAAAAUCUUACCUGCGCGAGCUCCCUGAGCCCCUGAUGAAGUUUGAGCUUUACAACGACUGGAUCCAGGCCUCAAACAAUCCGGACCAGGACAAGAGGCUGCAGGCUCUCCGCUGCGCUUGCGACAAGCUGCCAACAGCCAACAACAACAACUUCAGAUAUCUGAUAAAGUUCCUGUCCAAACUGACGGAAUUCCAGGACGUGAACAAGAUGACGCCUGGGAACAUUGCUAUCGUGCUGGGGCCCAACCUGCUAUGGAUGCACAGCGACGGCAACAUUGCGGAGAUGAUGACCACGGUGUCCCUGCAGAUCGUCGGCAUUAUAGAGCCCAUCAUCCAGCACGCCGACUGGUUCUUCCCUGGAGAAAUCGAGUUCAACGUGACGGGCAACUACGGCAGUCCCGUGCACACCAACCACAACGCCAACUACAGCUCCAUGCCGUCUCCCGACAUGGAGCAGAUUGAGCGGCGGCAGAACGAGCAGAGCCGCAGGCCCCUCAGCGUCGCCACCGACAACAUGAUGCUGGAGUUCUACAAGAAGGACGGCAUCAGGAAGAUACAGAGCAUGGGAGUCAGGGUGAUGGACACUUCUUGGGUGUCCCGCAGGGGCUCGUCUUCCUCGCGUAAGGCCUCGUCCACGCCCCCCAGCGUGCGGGCGCCCACCCCACCCUCGGACGCGCUCACCCCCGAGCCGCUCGGGGACCCCUCGGGCUCCCUCUCCCCCACCCCUCCUCCCACUAGCAACGAGCGAGCCAGCCCCCGCAUGUUUCACAGCUUCACCUUCCAUUGUCGCAAGGCUCUGCAGUGGAUGAGCUCGGACGACGCGUCGUCCAAUUGGUCGGACACCUGUAACGCCCAACCCUCCCCCGAGGAGGAGAGGCUGCCCCCCCCUUAUCCCUCUUCCUCACCCUUCUCCCUCCCUCCCCACCACUUCUACACCCGAGCACCCCCUGGUAUGCGCCCCCUCUCCUGCAGUCCCGAAUGCGUGCCCACGGGCCCGUCACCCGUCCCCCGCCGCUCGGGCUACAGCCCACCCCCGUUCCUCCACUCUCUAUGCCCGUCCCCCCAGCCCCUCGAUAUCAACUCCAACCCCCGAGCCCAAAGCUCCCCCGCCUUGCCUAAGCAGGCCUCCUUAUCCGAGCCUCUGCAUGCGUCCCCCGCCGACACCAACGGCUCCUCCCUGUACAUCAAACCCCCGCUCGUUCUGACUCGCCACGAUCUUUUCCUGGGCUCCCCCAAACCCCCCGGCACCCCACUUUCUGUCCCCCCUCCUUGGGCCACCGGUAGCCGAGAGAGAGGACGCAAAGCUGCUAGCACCCUGAAGAACAAAGAACUGUCUCCGGUUAUCGGACAGAAGGGAUUCCAAGUGACGCUGUCUUCCGGCGGCCAGUCUGAGCACAGCCCACACACGCUGAGGAGAGCAAAGAAGCUGGCUCCAAUCCCGCCUAAAGUCCCCUACAGCCAGACGGGGGCCGUGUCGGAGCAGUCCACGGGCCAGCCGUCUCCAGUCAGCCUGUCGCCCACGCCGCCCAGCACCCCUUCCCCGUACGGCUUCGGCUACCCGCAGGGUUACGCCACCAUCAGCUCCCUGGGACACGUCCACAUGGCCAGCACGCCGUCUCUGUCCUCGCCGCCCUCGCUGGCCGGGACGCUCAUCAAGGCCCGACCCACGCCCAAGCCGCCCCGGCAGAGGCCCAACUUGCCUCCCCCGCAGCCGCCCUUGACCCCCGGCACUAGCCCCCAGCCACUGGAGCACUCGUCUGGCCUGCUGGAUGGUUUGUCUCCUGGAGAGAGCAUGUCCACAGAUUCCUUCUGCAACCUGGACAUUCCCAUCAUCAACAUGGAGCUGGACGGCCUUCUGGACUUGGCGCACGUCUCCCACCUCAGGCACUCGGUGGCGCUGCUGGACUCGAGACGCCUCAGAGCCAUCGAGUCGGAGGAGGGGGAAGAUUUGGAGAGCACGGUGCUAUGACGCAUCCCUCUCCCUACUUCCCCCUUCACACCCUGAUGCAUUCAUGCAUUUGGAUUGUUCCAUUUUUAGUUUGUGUUUGCCUUAUUUGAUGCCUUGAACGCCACACGCCAGACAAGAAACACAUGAGCGAGGCGGGGGAUUCAGCGCUUUUAUGGCAAUUCCUCCAAAGGGAAUAACAUCAACCACUCUCCUCUUGGCAAGGACAUCAGCCUGGGUGUGAAUUCUGUGUCCGUGCGUGUGUGUCAUCAACCAACAUGCACGUUGUAGACACUUAGCUGAAUAACUAACAAAAAACGUCUUGAUGAUUAACAUUCAUUUACUGAAAAGUAUUGUCUAUAGUGUACAUUUGCAGAGUUUAUGAUUCCCAGUCAAACAUCAGAACGUAUUUUAUAUUGACAGGAGACAGCAAAGAAUAGAGAAUAGAGCAGGGGUGGGCAAACCUUUGUGCUCCAGAGCCACAUUUUAUUUUUAAUACAAUGGACACAAGGGUCAGAACAUUCAUAGAUGACGUCAAAAAUAUAUAGAUCUAAUUAAAAUGACUUUAUAAUAUGGAAAAUAGUUCCAUCCAUCCAUUUUCUGUCACAUUUGUCUUCAUUAGGGUUACGGGUGACUUCAUUUUAAUAAUAGUUUAUUCUCAUUUUAAAAUUGUAUUAUAAUUCAUUUAGCUAACCACAUUUUCAAUCCAAUUAGUACAUAUUAGAUGUACUGUGUAUGUGCAACGGUUUCUUUCUUUAUUUAUUUUUUACAAUAAAUCAAGUAACCUAUUCAUUAGAUAAAUUACAAAUGAUAUAUUAAAUAUAUUUGAAUUAACACAUUUUAGGGAAACAACAGGCUAAAUUAAUCCACCAAAUAUUAAAUUAUUAUUAUUAAAUUAUGAAUCUCAAUUCUGGAGAUCAAUAAACGAUUACCUUAAGACUCUUGAUUAUGUCAAUGCUGGUGGGCCGGAUUAAAGAGUGAUUUGUAACCCGCGGGCCAUACUUUGCCCUCCCCCCCCCGCCCCCCCCUGUUUUUGUGGCUGAUGACCUUCAAGGUCAUUAUCUAUAACAGUGGUUCUCAAACUUUUUACCUCAAGUACCACCUCCAAAAUUAUGUACUUCGCUCUCCAUUUUACCUAAAUAAAUGUUAAAAAACGGUUCUAAAAGAUUAAAUGCAAAUGUAUUGUACUUAAAAGUUAAAUACAACUGAAUUUAACAAAUGUACAGUACUGGAUUAAAAAAUGUUUUAAGCCACUGUAACAUUUUGGACAGUUUGAAUAUUUAAUUCAGAGAUUUGGUCACGUACAACCAGAGAGAGCCUGCGUACCACACUUUGAGAAUCACUGGUCUAGAAGGUAAUUCAGAUGAGUGCGAAAGAGAAAGAACAUUCCAGAAAACAUGCUCUUAUCACUGAGAAGUAGCCUGCUAUUUUUGUCCCAGUUACGAAGGAUGUGUUUUUUUUUUUUCCACCUGGAAGGUGACCACGUGUGUGUGUGGCCAUAGACGUGCAAAGCAUCCUUUUUAUUUUGAGCAGAGUAUUUAUGAUACAGAUCUAUUUCUUGCAAACGCUUUUUACUUGACACCCUGGCGGGCGAGAAGCUUUCAAACAUUGGGCCAGACAUUCCUCUUGCUUGUCACGUGCAAAAAAAAAAAAAAAAAAAGACUCAUUGUAAAUACAUUUAUGUACAUACAGUACAUGCUCUGUAUAUAGUGACUUAAAUAUAAAUAUAUAUGUUGAUGUAUAGGAAUACUGGCUGGAUUGAAAUGAUGAACUCAUGAAGAAAACUCAUCAUUAUGUCUCCAUUAUUAUUAUUAUUAUUAUUAUUAGAUCACUUGUUGUCUUGUUUUACACAAUUAACCCCCUGGACUGAUUCUAAUAUUUAUUUGAUAAAAUACAUCAAUGCUAUGAGGCAAUACGGUUUUAUUACAAUCACAGAGUGAAGAUCCAACUUUCAGAAUUAAAUGUUGAUGUUUGCUCAUAUACGUAGUUUAGUUCAGUGGACCUGAAUGUGAUAUUACACCUGACAUGGGACUUGUCUUUCAAAAAAAAAAAAAAAAAAAAAGGGACUAAAGAGCCCGAGUCACAACAUGAAAUGACAGCUAAUCAGCACUGUUUACAAUUUGAAGAUUAGAAUAAACCUAAUGUAGAACAAUUUAUUGAAUCAUCCGUCAUGUUGUGUUGCUUGUACUUUUGUAAACGCUUUUUUUUUCUGGUCAUCACACUGAUGACGGCAUUUUUCAACAUCAUUCGUUGGAAUGUAAACCUGGCAGGUUGUGUGUAUGUUGUGUAAAAGGAAGCGAGAAUAGAUGUUUGUGUGUACAUGUGUCCUGUGUGAAAGUGUGCCAGCAUGCUUUUUAACCACACUCUUUAAAUGUCUCAUCUGUGGUGUAUGUGGAUACAAAUGACGAAAAAAGAUGCUUCUUAUUCUUAAUAAUGUUUUUUUUUAUGUUACUUUUGCCCUCAAAGCGUCUCGUUGAUACAAUGAUGAGCGUGAAGGUUUAAGCGACAAAUGAAUCUUCUAUGUGUUCUUGCACAUGUUUACUUUGCAGCACAGGAGGCCCAAAAAAGGUCAGAAGUGUUUGUGACAAAGUGUUGAUACUGUUAAAUUUGGACUCAAAAAGGAAAUGUGAACAUCUUGUCUCAAAGUGUGGAGGGGGGGCAAUCAUCAGAAUGUGGCAACAAUUAAAAAUGUUUUAUAGGA